UCAGUGCAGAUGUGUGACGUUGUAAAUGAAAUUGAAGUUGAAAGAGAAAGAUGCGAAGCACAGAUGGAAAACGUCACUUCUGGUUGUAAAGGAAUGUGGGACAUCAUCACCUGUUGGCCCUCAGCCAGGGUUGGAGAAGUGGUGACAAUAUCAUGUCCAAACUACUUCAGUUACUUCAAUGACCAGCAUAAGGGUAAUCUUUCAAAGACGUGCACCGCUGAUGGCUGGACAGAGAUGCUACCCAUCACAAUUGCUGUGAAUUGUGGGUAUAAUCUCAAUAACACCAUUGAUGAUGGUAAAUUCUUUUGGACUGUGAAGAUUGGCUACACGAUUGGCCACAGUGUCUCGCUCAUCUCCCUCACAACAGCCAUAAUCAUACUGUGUAUCUUUAGGAAACUGCACUGUACGAGAAACUACAUUCACAUGCAUCUCUUUCUGUCAUUCAUCCUGAAAGCCAUCGCCGUGUUCAUUAAGGAUGUGGUUCUGUAUGAUGUUGAGGAGUCAGACAACUGUUCCUCGGGGUCGGUUGGCUGCAAAGCAGUAAUCGUCUUUUUCCAGUACUGCAUCAUGGCCAGCUUCUUCUGGCUCUUGGCAGAAGGCUUGUAUCUCCAUGCUCUGCUUACCAUUUCCUUCUUUGAAAGGAAAUAUUUCUGGUGUUACAUACUGAUAGGUUGGGGAGGACCGACGAUUUUUAUAACAGCGUGGAGCAUUACAAAAGCCUAUUUUAAUGAUGUGGGAUGCUGGGAUAUCAUUGAAAUAUCUGACCCAUUCUGGUGGAUCAUCAAAACACCAAUUUUAGCAUCAAUACUGAUGAACUUUAUUCUCUUCAUUUGCAUCAUUCGGAUACUACGUCAAAAGAUAAACUAUCCAGAUAUAGGAAGGAAUGAAUCCAACCAAUAUUCGAGGUUGGCAAAAUCGACAUUGCUGUUGAUUCCUCUCUUUGGAAUAAACUACAUUAUAUUUGCCUUCAUUCCCGAUCACAUGAAAACAGAACUAAGGCUGGUGUUUGACCUUAUUCUGGGGUCAUUCCAGGGUUUUGUUGUUGCUGUUUUGUACUGUUUCCUAAACGGAGAGGUGCAGGCUGAAAUCAAGCGGAAAUGGAGGAGGUGGCAUCUGGAGAGGUUCCUGGGUGCUGAUACGAAGUACCAGCACCCCUCCAUAGGCAGCAAUGGGAACAACUUCAGCACCCAAAUCUCCAUGCUGACCAGGAGCAGCCCUAAGAACCGUCGCACGUCUGCCUGCCAGAACGACUCCGUACUCUGA
Conger conger (European conger) is the source of this 1263-nucleotide messenger RNA. RefSeq names its product vasoactive intestinal peptide receptor 1b (gene vipr1b). Gene Ontology annotation, cellular component: plasma membrane. The transcript is spliced from 12 exons. Gene Ontology annotation, molecular function: peptide hormone binding; vasoactive intestinal polypeptide receptor activity; G protein-coupled peptide receptor activity. The record is from RefSeq and is a predicted model, not a curated record. Gene Ontology annotation, biological process: cell surface receptor signaling pathway; adenylate cyclase-modulating G protein-coupled receptor signaling pathway. The coding region runs from base 10 to 1263 and encodes 417 amino acids. NCBI's taxonomy places the organism in Eukaryota, Metazoa, Chordata, Actinopteri, Anguilliformes, Congridae.